This is a messenger RNA of Bursaphelenchus okinawaensis, 630 nucleotides long. NCBI's taxonomy places the organism in Eukaryota, Metazoa, Nematoda, Chromadorea, Rhabditida, Aphelenchoididae. The record is from the annotation of a GenBank genome assembly.
AUGAAGGAAGAAUGUCGACCGAAGCCGAGAGGGGCUCCUGACGAGAAAUUUGGUAAGGUUUUUUUGAUAUUGAAGUUUUAGAAUGAGGAUGGACUUACUAUACGCUAGGAUGAACAAAAUUUAUAUAGUGAAGAAGAAAAUACAUUUCAUAUAGUUUUUAAAACUUUGGCUUUUUUAUAUAUGUAUUUUUAUAAGUUUUUAGUUCGUGGAGAUUGUCCAGCACGUCAAUUCGAAUGCAAAGAUGUCUUUGGUAACGUUCGGUGUGCUCUAGAACAGUGGCUAUGUGAUAAUCGGCUAGAUUGUGCAGAUGGAAUUGACGAAAUGUAUUGCGACUACGACUCAAACGCUACCACGAUAGAACCUGAUUCAGAUAGGACUUCAGGUCGACAUGAUAGCAUAAAUAAAGCACCAAUGUCAAACAAGGCAACAGGAUUGGGUAAUGCGGUUUCAUCACACGGAAAGAAUACUCUAAAACAAGCGACCGUGCCCUUUUCGAGUACAAUUAACUGUUUUAAAUGUCACGAUGGGAAAUGUGUUGACACGAGCACGUUGUGUGACGGUAAACGGGACUGUGACGGCGGAGAAGACGAACAAACAUGUACAACAACUGUUAAAGGUCAGUUUUUUUAA